AUGAAUAAUAGAUAUACAAUAUUACAACAUCAUCGAAAAAAACAAUAUUAUAACAAUCAUCAUCAUCAUAACAAUAAUAUAACUUUAGUAAUAGUAAUCAUUAUAGUAGUACUACUAUCGAUUGAGAAUAGUAAUAAUAAUAGUCAUUUGUUUAUUGUUGGUGAUCCAACAACAACAACAACAUCCUCUCUAGAUUCAAAUGUAUCAACAAUAAUACCUCACAAGUCAAAAGAUUGUUGUGAGAAAGGAUCUUUGGACAAUGGCACUGGAGAAUGUUAUAAUCCAAUGAUAUCAACCAUCAUAUUCCAAUAUGAUUGUGUAAAUGAUACUUCGAAAGACUUUGAUAGAUAUCAUCAUUGUGAUUUUUGUGAUCAAAAACUAUCAACCUUUUUUAUUGGCAUGUUGUUGUUAAUGUCAAUUUCAUUGGUAGCUAUUCUAUUGUUGGUAUUAAAUAUACAUUAUAAAGCCAAUGCUGCUAGUCAAAACCAAGAACCAACUGAACAACAUCACAUUAACCAUCAUAAUCAUCAUAAAUCACCAACAUCCAUUUACAACUAUUACCAAUCUUUUGGUCAUUCCACAUUUUCUCCUUCUACUUCUCCUCCUCAUACAAAUAAUUUAUUUAAUAAUAAUAAUAAUAGUAAUAAUAAUCAUAGUGAGACAACUUUAUUGUUAUCAUCAUCACCGACAUCACCUCUAUUGCAGGCGACGUCAUCUAUAACUUCGUCGUCAUUUAACCAUCAUUAUUAUGAUAAUUCCAUUACUAUAUAA
Molecule: messenger RNA, 771 nt
Organism: Cavenderia fasciculata
Lineage: Eukaryota; Evosea; Eumycetozoa; Acytosteliales; Cavenderiaceae
Exons: 2
Coding region: 1-771 (256 amino acids)
Source: RefSeq, a predicted model, not a curated record